Molecule: messenger RNA, 783 nt
Organism: Marchantia polymorpha subsp. ruderalis
Lineage: Eukaryota; Viridiplantae; Streptophyta; Marchantiopsida; Marchantiales; Marchantiaceae
Source: the annotation of a GenBank genome assembly
AUGGGGAAUGAUCCUCCCAGGAUCAAAACGCGUACUUAGUCGGGAGACAACCGAAAGGCAGUGAUAAAUCGGGAGAGGGAGUGAGGUCGUUUGGCAAGACGUCGAUAGACUGUGCUUGCGCUCUGGUCUCCAAGGCCCUGGAUGCUGGCAGCAAGAUUAUGGCGAUCGGUGAUGUUAUUUAGCCAAAUCUGAGCCUGAGCCACGCUGCAUUCCCAGUGCUCUGAUCAAUAAUCUGCACUCGAACGUACUCCUUCUGCCGCCGCUGGUGGUGUCAAAUCUCCUGCUUUCUUGCGGGUUCUUGAUGAAAGUCGGAGACCUGUUUGUCUGUGAGGGUGGGUUGAUGAUGCGAGCGCGGUGGCCGGAGUGUGGGUCUUGGUGACGAUUGCUGUGGACAUUGGGAUAUUGGCGUGUGGAUGGCAGUGAAGAAGAAUCUGGAACCGAGAAGACCCUGAAACGAAGUCGCAUGGCUUUGCUACUCAUCUAGGGUUUUUGAGCUGGGCGGAGCUGGUUGUUGGUGACUUGCAAUUGCUCACUCUCUGUUUUUUGCUUGUUAUUGCUCCGUGGCUGUGAUGAAAUCUACCCAAGGUUAGCUGAUUGCCUGCCUCAGUUUUUGCCAAAAGUGAUGGCGGCAGUGAGAUGAUUUUCGAAUUUCUGAGCUGUUAUCAUUCUCGGUUAAGUUUUGAAGGCAGCCUGUUUACCCACAGUUCUGUACGUUGUGGCACUCUUACGCUUUGAGUUUAUUUUAGUAAAGCUUUUGGCAUAUCACUUGAUUUUCAUCGUUUC